AGUUCGGACGGUCAACAACGGGAGUGAUUCAUUCGCAAGAAGUGAAGAAAGUCGAGUUUCCCGUGAUGGAAUACAACGUUUCAUGGACGCCGAACGCGUUUUAGCGGCCGAAUCAGCUUGCGGAGGUUGAGACAAGAUUGAGCGGAAGUGAUUUAACGGCCGGACACGAUGGCCAAAGACUACGACCACUUGUUCAAGCUGCUCAUCAUCGGCGACAGUGGUGUGGGCAAAAGCUCUCUUCUGCUGAGGUUCGCGGACAACACAUUUUCAGGAAGUUACAUCACAACGAUCGGCGUCGACUUCAAGAUCCGCACCGUCGAUGUGGACGGCGAACGCGUCAAGCUGCAAAUUUGGGACACGGCCGGACAGGAGCGCUUCAGGACCAUCACCUCGACCUACUAUCGUGGCACACACGGUGUGAUCGUAGUCUACGAUGUUACCAACGGCGAGUCCUUUGCAAAUGUCAAGCGGUGGCUCCACGAAAUUGAGCAGAAUUGCGAAGUAGUCAACAGGAUAUUAGUUGGAAAUAAGAAUGACUCUCCCGACAAGAAGGUUGUCCUCACGGAGGAUGCGCAGAGAUUUGCAGAUCAAAUGAACAUUCAGCUCUUCGAAACGAGCGCGAAGGAUAAUAUUAACGUUGAAGACAUGUUCAUGAGCAUUACAAGACAAGUCCUGUAUACUAAGAAAGAACGAAAAGAGCGGCAGAACCAGAGUGGUGAGACCGUCAAGAUCGGCAUGGGCGGCAAGUCUAGGAAAAGCAAGAGCAAGUGUUGUUAGCGAGACUGGCUGCCCAUCUGCACGUCUUGCCAGCCAGCGAAUUCCACCACAUUUCCUCUUCUCUACUUCUUCAAUCAAUUGGUUGUGCGCGCGCAAAUUUAUAAAAAAAAAAAUAUUAAUAUUAUUUUCUACUCUGUUUAAUCUGUGCCAAAAUUGGUUCCUCAUUUCUUUCGGCAAAAGAAGCUUCGUGUGGAAUUCUUCGGCGAUCACAACAGACAGUUUGUUAGUGCUCAAAAGUUGCCAGUUUUGAGAUUUUAGUGACUUUUAAAAUGAGUAGAUGAUACGACAGACUUUGAAUUUAUAAUCAAUGCGAUUCAAAACAACUUAUAAUCCACAUACCAUGAACUUGCAUAAGAAAAGUGCUCGUCCCUGGGCACACUACAUCAUUCAAUAUUUUGCCCCAAGUCCAAAUUGUACCGAUUUGUUGAAUCCAUACGUGCUGGACUUGAUAAGGAGGGAUGACAAUUUAUCACAAAGCAACCUUAUGUAUAUCAAGAGUCAUUCAUUUUGCAAAGUAUAUAAAAUUGUGUAAAAAGCUCGAACACCAAAAAAUGAAGCUAAUUAAUAAACUUUUCAUCACUCACCAUGGCAUGCAUGUGAAACGCAUUCUCUUAGCUGCGUCGCUAACAAGAAUUAUUCAUUCCUCUCUCUCCUGAAACGUUAUUCCCUCUUAUAUUCUUUAAUUGUAAUUUUAAUCAUGUCCUGUAUGUGAUUAUAUAAUUAUUUUGUCAACUGAAUUUUGUUGCAACACUCGAGUAUUUUAAAGCAAUUUUAGCAAUAUUUUUUAUUAUUCCUCUCUGAAAGCAACAUCUGUAAUGAGCAGCUUGCAAUUUUAUGCAAAUAUAUAAACGAGGCCUAUUCGGAAUUUGAAAGAAGGAGAAAAAAACUUGCAUCUUUGGUGUCAUAUGUCUGUUGGUAGUGAUUAAGGCGGGAAAUGUGAUGAUUUUGUAAGAAUUGGACCGAUUUUGUACAAUUUGUAGUCGCCACUCACUUUUGCAAAAAUUUUGUCUUGGGAAAAUUUGAUCUUGUAAGGAGGUGUUGCCGAGAAUCUAAAAAUACACACACACACAUAAUAUAUAC
Neocloeon triangulifer is the source of this 1857-nucleotide messenger RNA. Its product is annotated as ras-related protein Rab-35-like. Lineage: Eukaryota; Metazoa; Arthropoda; Insecta; Ephemeroptera; Baetidae. Gene Ontology annotation, cellular component: endosome membrane; plasma membrane. The record is from RefSeq and is a predicted model, not a curated record. Bases 169 to 777 code for a protein of 202 amino acids. Gene Ontology annotation, molecular function: GTP binding; GTPase activity. The transcript has 5 exons. Gene Ontology annotation, biological process: endocytic recycling.